Trematomus bernacchii (emerald rockcod) is the source of this 2922-nucleotide messenger RNA. It is a transcript of the gene tmem106c, whose product is annotated as transmembrane protein 106C. The transcript has 8 exons. The record is from RefSeq and is a predicted model, not a curated record. The coding region runs from base 159 to 986 and encodes 275 amino acids. NCBI's taxonomy places the organism in Eukaryota, Metazoa, Chordata, Actinopteri, Perciformes, Nototheniidae.
GGCAACAAAACAUGAACGUACACUUUUGUUUGACAGAAAGCAGUGAGUGCGCACUGCUGUAAAGUUAAACCAUGGUGUAAAGCAGACUUUGGGAUGGCAAAGUUGAACUUUUCGGUCUAAAAGACCGCAAGUCGAUGGGAAACUCUAGUUAAUCCGCCAUGGGGGCUAAGUGGUCUCGCAGCGAGAGCAGCCUGUCGCUCCUCCCGGAGAGGCAGAGCUCCGCGCGGCAGGGAGAGGACAACAACUCCGAUAACGACUCUCUGGACGGGCUCGUGCGGCGCGAGGACAUAGCUCAGUUCCCCUACGUUGAGUUCACAGGCAGGGACAGCAUAACGUGCCCGACAUGCCAAGGCACCGGGCGGAUACCCUCAGAUCAAGUGAAUGAACUGGUUGCACUGAUCCCAUACAGCGACCAAAGGCUACAACCCCAAAGAACGAAGCUGUAUGUGGUCCUGUCAGUGGUGUUGUGCCUCCUUGCUUCCUCCCUGGUGGCCUUCUUCCUCUUCCCUCGCUCUGUGAUCGUGGUGGAUGAUGGGAUACACUCUGUGUCCGUACGCUUCGACCACUUCCAAGAUAAAGUCCUAAUGAACAUGACGAGCACUCUGAACCUGAGCAACCCGAACUUCUUCUCGGUGCUGGUGCAGAGUGUGAGCUGCCAGGUCCUCUACAUGAAGAUGGUGAUCGGAAACCAGCAGCUGAACAACGUCACCACCAUCCUGCCGCUCAGCCAGAGACAGGUGAACUACACCGUCAGUGUGGAGAUCGGGAGCAGCGCCCCCUACGUCUACGCCUUCUGUACCAUGCCCAGCAUAAAAGUCCACAACAUUGUUGUUUCUAUGCAAACCACGGUAAAAACCUCAUACAUGGUGCGGACGUCCCAGAACAGCCUGGAGGCGUACCGCUACAUCGACUGCGGCUCCAACACCACGCGCUCCAAGCACAGGCACCCCUCCUCCGGCCACACCCUCAGCGCCCCCCUGCUGUGAGGUGACGCUGCACACUCCAGGAUGCUUCAUGCAGACAUACACCAGCAGCAGACCCCAUCAGAUGGUGCUCUCUAUUUAUGUUGCAUAAGCAGCUGAUAACUCGUUCCAUUUAACCAUGUAGCCGGGCAACAGGCGAAUUCCUGUUAGGCGUGGAUAUUUCCUGCCCUUUCUAUGGAUUUGUACUCACAUUAACAGGGCUGAUCAUUGCCCAAUGCAAUACGAGUUAAAGAAAAGGUUGACUUCUCAAACUUGCUGACGGAAUGAGUCACAUGUUCAGACGCUGAUAGAGGAGUGACUAGCUGAACGUCGAGCACUCUUUGUCCCUGUUUCAGAGGCAGGACAGAGAGCUCUUUCUUCAAAGGGAAUGGCAGACAUUCCAAGCUGACAAAGGCAUUUAGCUUUAAUUAACGCUGCGUGGCUGUGUGCUGUCGUAACAUGGGAGCGUUCUGCAGCGUAGCAUUAAUGUGAUGUUGCACUGUUGGACUGAUGGCUGAGGCGUACAGGAGGGGGCUUGCUGUUUUCUGUUUGGGAUUUAGUGCGACCUCAGGAGGGAAACCUUAAUGAUUGAAUGUUUUUGCACCUCGAAACUGGGACAUAUUGUUAAAUAUAUUGCUUUUGCUGUUUAAUUGAACUGAUGCAGAAGCUGAAAAUGGCAUUUAACAUAUCACAGAUGUUUUUAAAGGAGUUGAGAUGUUAUUUCACAGCAGGUGUAAGCAUACUGAUUUUAGAUUCAGGGCAGAGGAGUGUCACAGAGAGGAAACUGCUCUCAGGCUGCAUGUUUUGUAUAAGCUAUUACCGAAGCUAAUACGGAGGCCCUGAGAUGGAGUUGGGGGGGAAAAAAUCCAGUAAUCAAAGAACAGGUGAUUCAAGUGUUUCUUGUUUGUGAAACGGGUGGAGAAAAGGUAGUUUUUCCAGGUGAAGAUUUUUUUUUUCAACAAUCACUAUUCUGUUUUCUUUUAAAUCUUAAAACUGGUGAAAAUGAUCGUGUGUUGUAAUAUUAAUUUCGGCAAGCAUUUAUUUUUCUUUAACGUCAAUUAAAAAUAUAUUUCUAGCCAAUAGAAGGAUUGGUCAAAGAGACAUGACAGUAAUGGGACACAAUGUUUUAGUAGUGCACUUCGACCUGUUGUGGUCAAAAUGGGUAUUACAACAAUAAACGCCACACUUUUUGUUAUUCACCUGCCAACUUUAUUUUCCACCUUGUUUUUUUAACGUUUUAAAAGAUGAUCCUGACAAAGCUUUUAUCAGCUGCUCUUAAGUUAUAAACACUGGUAAGACGACUCUUACUUUAAAAACAAAUCUCUGGAAUUUGUUGUCAUUUGCAUUUCAGCGCUUACGUCUUAUUAUAAACUAGGAUAUUCUGGAGUUAAUGACCGUAACGGACAAUAUUUUUUAUCAUUUACACUCCUAGCUAAGCUACUGAGGAAUAUAGGAUGUGCUGUUGAACAUCUGUAUGCAGUAUCCUUUCAAAGAUGGCCUUAAAAAUCCAGAUGUGCAACAGAAAACCGUUAAUGAAUGAAAGUGUGUGUAUUUUUAAGUUUAAUUGCAUUCGGUCAGACCGUAAUCGAUCUACACGGUUAUUUCCUCUGCGUUACCCUUCAUCUGCGUGUUUUGAUCAACUCCUCUGUCGUAUGACUCAUUUCUCAUCCUCCAAUCAGGAAGUACAUUAUCACUAUUCAUGGCUGUUGGCUGAAACCUCACAAAAUGUUGUCUAAUUGUUUCUGCUACAGGAUCUGUUCUGUCAUGAGGUUGACUUUAAAAUGGAAUCAAAGUAACUUAAAACAAUUUAGAUUUGUUAUUUUACAAAGGGACAGUUUGUAAAUGUGAGAUUGAUUUUACCAGGGUUUAAAAAAACAAAAACGGUUUACUGUAUAUUGUCAUGCUUAAAAGUUAUUAAAGGGAUGUUUGAAUAAAUAAAACUAAUAAUGAAGCCCAAUAA